GACAGCGGCCCAGCGGCGGGACGGAGGCGGGCGGCCGGGCCAUGCUGGCGGAGGCGCGGCGGCAGUCGGCGGGGCAGCCUCUUCGCCGCUGCUAGGGCGGCGGCAGCGGGAGCCGCGGCGGGGGCUGCGCUCGGCCGGGGGCCGGGAGGAACCUUCAUCGCUUCGCCUCAUCGCCUCGCCGGGCGGAGGCGCCGCCGCCUCUUUUCCUUCGGCAGAGGCGGCGCGGCCGCGGGAGGAGGAGAAGAGGGAAGGAUGAGCCGCGCGGUGCUGGCCUGGCUGGUGCUCUGCGGGAGCCUCGCCCGAGGUGAUGUGUGUGACUCCAACCCAUGCAAAAAUGGUGGCAUCUGUAUGUCAGGGCUGAAUGAUGACUUCUACUCAUGCGAGUGUCCUGAAGGCUUCACAGACCCCAAUUGCUCUAGUGCUGUGGAGGUUGCUUCAAUUGAAGAGGAGCCAACUUCAGCAGGACCCUGCCUUCCUAAUCCAUGCCAUAAUGGUGGGAUAUGUGAAAUUAGUGAAGCGUACCGAGGUGACACAUUCAUAGGAUAUGUUUGUAAAUGUCCAGAGGGAUUUAAUGGGAUUCACUGCCAGCACAAUAUAAAUGAAUGUGAAGCUGAACCCUGCAAGAAUGGUGGAAUCUGUACAGAUCUCGUGGCCAACUAUUCCUGUGAAUGUCCAGGUGAAUUUAUGGGAAGAAACUGCCAACAGAGAUGCUCUGGCCCACUAGGGAUAGAAGGAGGAAUUGUGUCAAACCAACAAAUUACUGCGUCAUCCACUCAUCGAGCUCUUUUUGGACUCCAGAAAUGGUAUCCAUACUAUGCACGACUUAAUAAGAAGGGUCUUGUGAAUGCUUGGACUGCUGCAGAAAAUGACAGAUGGCCAUGGAUUCAGAUAAACCUGCAGAAGAAAAUGCGGGUCACUGGAGUUAUAACUCAAGGUGCCAAGAGGAUUGGAAGUCCAGAAUAUGUAAAAUCUUACAAAAUUGCAUACAGUAAUGAUGGGAAGUCAUGGACAAUGUACAAAGUAAAAGGCACAAAUGAAGAUAUGGUGUUUCGUGGAAAUGUGGACAACAACACCCCAUAUGCUAACUCCUUCACCCCUCCAAUUAAGUCACAAUACAUACGGCUGUAUCCUCAGGUGUGCAGAAGACACUGCACGUUGAGAAUGGAGCUUCUUGGCUGUGAACUGUCAGGUUGCUCUGAGCCCCUGGGGAUGAAAUCAGGACAUAUACAGGACUUCCAGAUUACUGCCUCCAGUGUUUUCCGAACACUCAACAUGGACAUGUUCACCUGGGAGCCUAGGAAAGCCCGGCUGGACAAGCAAGGCAAAGUUAAUGCCUGGACCUCUGGCCACAAUGACCAGUCACAGUGGUUGCAGGUUGACCUACUUGUCCCUACAAAAAUCACUGGCAUAAUUACCCAAGGAGCUAAAGAUUUUGGUCAUGUCCAGUUUGUGGGGUCCUACAAGCUUGCCUACAGUAAUGAUGGGGAGCACUGGAUCAUAUACCAAGAUGAAAAACAAAAGAAGGAUAAGGUGUUCCAGGGAAAUUUUGACAAUGACACACACCGUAAGAACGUCAUCGACCCUCCAAUCUACGCCCGGCACAUCCGCAUCCUCCCGUGGUCGUGGUACGGCAGGAUCACCCUGCGGUCGGAGCUGCUGGGCUGCGCAGUGGAGGACUGAGGCACGUCUCCCUCCAGCAUCACAGCGCUCGGUGUAGCUAAAAGCCCCUCCGUAGAAGAAACUGUGCAAAGCCUGUAGGAUGCUGGGUGAUCAUGUUCACUGUCAUGAACAAGUGCUCAUUUUAUGGUAGGCCGCUAACUGUCUUUCGCAAGGAGGUCUAAGCCUGCCCUUUAAAUGAUCCAAUCCGAUUUUGCCCUUGAAAUCUGAUAGUGUUGUCCCUUCUGCUGUGGAAUCUUUCUAGUUUUCCUUUGAGUUGUUCACACUGGUUGAAACAUGUUAGGGAAAAAAACAGCAGCAUCCUUUUUACAAGAGAAGAGAAAUAGCAUGACAAAGCUCAUUUGCAGCUUUAGAAAUGUUGGGCUGAUGAAUUCUCCAUAAAUCACAUUGUCAUCUUACUUGCAAAAAGUGAUACUGCAGCUUUUAGCAAUAAGUUUACUUGGGGAUGACUGCAUUAUAGUAAUUGUGCCUAUCAAACACUGUCAGUAUUUAUCACAUAUAUUUUGGAAGAUACUUUAUGGUACUGUAAAACACAGUACCUGUGAUAUUACAAGCUACCUUUCAUCACUUUUGUCUGUACAGCAGAGUCGGUGCACCUAAAUGGUUUUCCCAACUAACCCCAUUUUCCUUCUCUAGCUUGCAUGCUGUAGACAUGACCUCCAUCUUUUCUGUUUGGUAUCGCCACUAAUGUUACUUUCCUUGAAAGAGAUGAUCUGUUUUCAUAUGGAACAAAAUCUGCUAUCAGUAUAUUAUGAAGUUAACGAAUCUGCCAAAGUUUAUUAAUUCUGCGUGAGAGGCACUUUUUCAAGGAGGCUGGGGUGAGGCAUCAGGAUACUUGUGUCAUCUCAUCUUAAGCACACCUGGCAUCAGAAAUCAUGAACCCCUUUUGUGACACAACCUUAGAUGGAGCUGCCAGCCCAAUUACUUCUGUCAGAAACAUCCUUAAUUUCUGGAAGGAGGUAAAUGUGGGGUGAAGGAAUCAGAUGCUAAAAGACACACAGGAGGAAUGUCUCCCUUACUGCCAGGAGGCCCCCUCAGUAGGCUUUUCUUGCCAUGUUGGUCACAGCCUCCCUCCCAGGCAUGAAGGCACAAGGUGUCAUAGGAGUUCAUCAAAGCUGGGCCUUUGGCACACUCCAAUCUCAAAAACAUCCUUUCAGACAUGUGGUGGUGACCCAUGAGGGAGGCUGGUUUUAUCAUGCUUCAUCUGCAGAAAUGCUUCACACACACUAUGUUGUUUUAACAUUUUUAAUAGCCGUCAAGGACCCCAGUUUAAAAGUAAACUUUAGGAGGAAAAGUGGAGCAAUAGGGAAGACAUCCUCCCCUAUGCCUCAGUUUCCCCUGAUGAUAGAGAUAAUGAUACCAACUGCUAUGAGCACUGCAGGUUUCCUUGGAAUAAAGUGCUCUAUGACUAUUUUAGAGUAGCACCUAUGUCUACAAACAUCCUGGGACAAGGAGCGAUGGGACUUUUUAUGUUACCUGAAAUAACAGCAUUUGGCAUUACAACCAUUCUUUUGAUUUCAUAACAUGCUGAUGUGGAGAGAGAUGAUAGAUAGGUAUAUAGAUAGAUAGAUAAGUAGAUAGAUAGCUGCAUGUUUUAGCAAAUGUCACUGACCUAAUUUUUUUUUGCCACUGUUACAUUCUCACUGAAACACUGAAGAAUGAACCUGGGUGCUGCUUCCCAGGCAAACAACUAGUUGGCCCACAGUCUGUGAAGGGCAGUUUACUUUGGAAACAAAAUGGUUUGGAUUUCCAAAACCUGCAUUCAAUCACACAUUCUCCACCACAGACAAAAUAUAGUAUCCAUUGAACUGUGAAAGACUCUAGAAUAGCAGCCAGGAAUUUUACAUACAAGAAUUGGGGAUAUAUUGGUGGCGGUUUUCUGAUAGUGUCACUUAAACUGUCACAUUUUAACAAACAGAACACCCUGCCUCUAUAAAAUGACUUAAUCCUUAAACUGUAUUUAUACAAUUAUUUAUUUUAUAAGGCUUAGACAUUUAAAGACUUAUAAAGAAGAGUCUUGUAAAGGUAAAAGUAUGUGUAAGAAAUGUUGAGGUCCUGUGCAACACUGCUAAGUUUGUUCUUUAUUUUUUACUUUGUGCUGCAUAACAAAAGCCACUAGACUGUUAAUGUCUUGUCUGUAACUGUGUUAACAGCAUUCCUUAACAAUGUAUAUAUGGAGUGGUCUUCAAGCACAGUGAGCAAUUUUGAAGAGAAAGUCAAUCGUUACUGGUACUUACGAAGAGCAAAAGAAUUCUGGAAAGUGAAGGACAAGUUUUGUUCUAAAUUACCUACUGACCAUGUUUUGCACUCUUGGUGCUACAACACCAAAAAUAGUAAUUAAAAAAGGUAAUAUUUUUAUCUUUAGACCACACACAAUAUUUAAAGAUGACCGAAAACAUUUUCCUACUGUGGGAGAGUAAUUAAACCUGAAUUUGAUUACAGAUAUGAAGAACAGCAUGUCGCUAUUUCACUAGUUACAUGUACCCAUUUCAGAAAAUGAGGCCCCUAGUCUGCCAACAUUUUUUAAUGUUCUUUUAAAAUAUUUGUUCUGUGUUCUGAAGUGACUUUUUUAAUGUUACUCAUCCUUUGCUACUUCAGUUUUGGCUUUGUAUUAAUCUUUCUUGGUUUACUAAUUUAAUUGCUAUCCAGACAUCUGCAUAUAAAAACAGCCUUUUCAUGAUACCUAACAUAAUAAUUAUAUUUUGUAUUAAUUUAGAGUUGAGUAUUUUCAUCCUACAUCCUGUGUCAGGUUUCAUCUGCCAGCAGUCUUCACGACCUGCAAAGAAAGCUUCAUGCAUCAUGGUAACAUUGUUAUCUUUUAUAAAACAUAAUGUAUGUGAUGCCCUUAUAAUUUCAACUAACAUACUGGUUUUUUUUCUAAUGAAAUUAUUCCUUAGGUACCAAGAAGUUUUCUUUCAAUGGCAUUGUGCAGCCAUAGUACCAAAUUCUGGUCACCGUGUCAGCAGUGUAUGUCUGAAAUAAUUCCUGGUUUCUGUGGUGAAGUUCAGAUUUAACAAAACAGAUGAGAAUCAGAUGGUGGUCUAAAAGUAAGAUUUUUCCCUUUAAUUUUAUUUCCCUGUCUUGGUGAGCACCACUGACAUAAGGGGCAAGUUACAAAUUAACAUGACUCUACUCUGCCAGUGAAAUAAACUACUAUCCCCAAACCAGAGAUAAGUGCAGGACAGGUUAUGUCUUUUUAAGGGGGGGAUGGAGAAACACUCUGAAAUUAUUCUUGACUUCUGUAUUAAUUGUAACAAUGGCAUUGAACAAGACUGAGAAUGUUCUUAUUAAAUUUCACCCUGAACCAGUUAAGUAUUAGUAGGCAGACUUAACCUUCUGUAGCUCUGUAAUGUGCUACGUUUAUGACCUAGGAAAUACAGCAACAGUACAAGGCUGUUUUCUCUGUGUUAUGCUAAGGGCUCAUCAUGUUAGCUGGCUCUGGUUUUGAGGUUGACUUUCUCUUUUGGAAUGGCUGCAUACAAAUUAGUGGUCAGUCUUGAAGACUAAGGAUACUAAAUGAGUGUAUCUUUGCUAUACAACAAAUAUGAAAUAUAUUCAGUGCUGGCUUCUGAUGUGUCAGUAAGUACAGAAGUAUCUCAGACACAAUGACCUUUGCAACCUUUCAAGCUGUGUAAUAUUCAAAUGGUUUUGUAUAUACUUAAAUCAUGUAGAACGAUGUAAAACCAGUAUGACCUUGUCUAGUCUUCAAACUUAACAAUAAAACUUUUGAAAAAUGA
Messenger RNA from Apus apus (common swift), 5414 nucleotides. It is a transcript of the gene EDIL3, whose product is annotated as EGF like repeats and discoidin domains 3. Bases 253 to 1680 code for a protein of 475 amino acids. Gene Ontology annotation, molecular function: calcium ion binding. The record is from RefSeq and is a predicted model, not a curated record. Lineage: Eukaryota; Metazoa; Chordata; Aves; Apodiformes; Apodidae. The transcript has 11 exons.